AUGGCAGAAACACUGAAUGUUCCCAAGUCAGUUGAUAUCGUCAUCGUUGGAAAUGGACCCUCGGCCAUGGUACUCUCAUAUAUCCUCCACGGCCAUAUUCCAUUUUACAACCCGGAGAAGCCCCAUCCGGAUCCGUUACUCCAUUCAAAGCUAAAGCACAACCCGCAGCUGCUCCACCUAGACAUUGACCAUUUGACAAGCCAUUUCGGUGCAUCUCGAUUCCCAUAUUCCACCCAAGCUCUUCCAGUCAACGCUCUUCUUGAUGCUUUGAUUCGUCCAAAUGGAGACGACGAUGAUGGAACAGAAACGAGCGUCCAGUGGCGCUAUAUGCCAGAAAUGGCCGCUUCGCAUCUUGUUCUUGGACAUGCAAAUCAGCCGGGAGGCCAAUGGGCGGAGUGCCCCGAAGGGACAACCCCAAACAUCCAAACAUUGAGUUACGCUGGUAUGCUCUCACUGCCUGGAUACAGUUUCGCUGAGCACCAUCGACAUGUCCACGACACUCCUUUGCCGCCGUACACAAGACCAUCAAGAGAAGCGUUGGCGGAAUAUCUCGCAGCUUACCCCACAUCUGUUGGGAUAUCCAAAUCAAUUCUAUGCAACCAGGAGGUCAGCAGGGUUGAUCGCACUGAGAAUGGUUUCUAUAUCGGCUCACAUAAUAUAACCUGCAAGAAGCUGAUCUUGGCAUCGGGGGUUUUCACCGAACGUAUUCCUCCGAGACCUCUGUUGUUGCCAUUGUUAAAAUUACCACCGCUGACGUCGACGCAACCGCGACGUGCCCCUCUCUUAGUCAUUGGGUCUGGAUUUUCCGCAGCCGAUGUCAUUAUUUCUUCUCAUCCAGACCAACAGAUAAUCCACAUUUUCAAAUGGGAACUCGAAACCAAUCCGUCGCCUCUGAAGAGUUGCCACCAGCAAGAAUACCCCGAAUAUGCUGCUAUUUAUCGUCUUAUGAAACAAGCAUCCGCCCAAUUAACUCAGAAGAACGGGGCAAGACGCCCAAGGCAGGCACGUGGACUUUCGAACCCCUUCCUCGACAGCAGAAAUUGGCAAGUUAACUACGAAGGUAGUCCCAACGCUGUUAUCACGGAUGUUGUGUUGGACAAUGGAAGCGCCCUAGUCACAUUCCGUCGAGAGGAUGGGAUAACACUCUCUCGCAAAGUAAGUGGACUAGCAUAUAUGGUUGGCCGAAGGAGUAGUUUGAAGUACCUGAGCAAACGACUACGAGCUGAAAUUUUCGGCAACGACAUGACAACAAACGCAUGGGUUUCUAGAAAGACAAUGCGCGCUCGGGCCUUGCAUGGUUUACAAGUCACGAAAGAUAUAUUUGUAAUUGGAAGUUUGACCGGCGAUUCGUUGAUCAGAUUCGCUUGCGGUGGUUGUAUUUACGCCGCCGGAAAGCUCAUCGAAGCAGAACUCAAUAAACAGAGUGGAUCUGUUGAAGAAAAGCCCGGUUCUAGAACUCAAAGGAACAAGGACUUCGACCCCGAAAGCGCAUUUAUAAACGGUAUACUGGAGCAUAGUCAUGCCACCAUAAGGAUCGAGAACGAAUUAGAGAGGAAUCUUGACACAGGGCAGGAAACGCACGUCCGCUCGGAUUCGAUUGCAAAUCCACUCAAAGGUUGGUGGGAAUACCUAUUUUCAUUUUUUACCGGUUAGACUGUUUGUCCUUGCCGAUGAUAUUCCGGUCUGUAUUUUUAU
Messenger RNA from Histoplasma capsulatum G186AR, 1695 nucleotides. RefSeq lists its product as uncharacterized. NCBI's taxonomy places the organism in Eukaryota, Fungi, Ascomycota, Eurotiomycetes, Onygenales, Ajellomycetaceae. The coding region runs from base 1 to 1653 and encodes 550 amino acids. The transcript has 2 exons. The record is from RefSeq and is a predicted model, not a curated record.